AGGGUAAUCCGGGGAUGGUGUCCCGGGAAUGGUGUCCCGCCUGCGCCUGUCCCGGAGCCCGCGCCACGGCCCAGACCCGCCCGGCGGUGCGUAGCUUGGCGGCGGCGGGGCCUCUCUGCCCGCCCCGGCAGCCGGAGAUCACAAUGGCCCAAAGGUUGUUUAGAUCACAUUUGCUCUUCUGCUUUCUGGCUGCAUUCUUCAUCUCUGCCCUUGCUGAGGAACACGUAGGAGAGAGUCAACAUGCAAAUAUUCGCCUCGAUAAGAAUUUGGUACAAGAUAAAGAGCACAUCAUGGAACACUUGGAAGGUGUCAUUGAGAAACCAGAAACUGAGAUGUCUCCACAAGAGUUGCAGCUCCAUUACUUCAAAAUGCAUGAUUAUGAUGGCAAUAAUUUGUUAGAUGGGUUAGAGCUUGCUACUGCUAUAUCACAUGUCCACAAGGAGGAAGGUGGUGAGCAUACCCAAGCAAUGAAAGAAGAAGAGCUGAUUAAUCUAAUAGAUGAUGUCUUAAGAGAUGAUGAUAAGAACAAUGACGGAUACAUCGACUAUGCAGAAUUUGCAAAAUCACUGGAAUAAGGUUUUGCAGGGUGUUUCUCCUUCUAACCACAUAGAAAUGUGAACCAGUAUAAUGUGAUUCUUUACUGUCUCAUAUCAACCUCUGUGCUGUGAGAAGGAGAGGUGUACCACUUCCAGCUGAAUUUAUUUAAAAGUUGUAUUUGUUAAGAGACUGGUUAACUUGGAGUGAGAGCCAUGUUUGACUAAACAUAGCUACACAUUUCAAUCAUGAAGCAUGGAAGUGUCAACAGUACUCACAUAGGGUACAGCUGGCAAACUCCUAAGUAGCUCUAUAUGAAUACUAAAUAGAAUCAUUAGCAUCUAAAUUUCAAGUUUUCAGUCAUUGGGUUAUAUAGUACUUAUUUGCUUACAUCAUCUUCAAUUUAAAAUUAUAAAAUAUCCAGAAAGCAAGAAAUGAGUACUGCAUAUAGUUGUAGUCCAAGGAUAAAUGUCCUUACCUUCCUUCUAAUUUACAAGGAAAUUUGCAGAUGAGUACAGGUGCUUGAAACAGCAAUUGUAGGGGAAAAGCAUUUGAGUCUGUGUUACGUUUGAGUUCCAAAUGAUACCAUAUGAAUUUAAACACAGUCUUUGAAGAAAUUAUGUAUUUUUAAAUAUAUGUACUUCCUAGCAUACCCUUACAUAUAAAUAUAUAUACACGUGUUUUUCAAAGUCUCGUCCUCCACAGAUUUACUUUUUGUAUCUUAAUUUACUGAUUUUUUUUUUCAUCAACCUUCCAUGUUUUCUUAAGAAAAUGAAAGUAUUUUUAUUAUAUUUAUAUGUUUUAUCCCAUCCUUCAGGGGUGUUUUGAAGGUCACAUUAACAGUAAACCAGUUGAAUACUAAAGCUUUUGUUCAAUUUGGGUUUUACAGUAUUAGCCAGCAGAAUAAUCUAAGUAUGCAAGUAACGCUGCCUUGUUAAGGUUUAAGUCCAUAUUCCUUGGCAUUUAAAUUAUGGUAUUACUUUCAGCAGGUAUUUCAUAACUUAACAGUUUCAAGAUACUUGAGUGUUUGCAAAUUAUCAUGGCUCUAGGAACAUUUUUACUGUCUUGACUCUAUUUGGUAAGUCAAGCAGUUUAGGGAUAUUAGAGCAGUGAUGUAUUGCUGUGUUAUUGAUGUUUGGUGACUCUGAAACAUAACUGAAAUCUUAAAUUGCAUUCAAUCAUUAUUCAUUAAUAAAGAAUCUAAAUGUUAGCCUAUUUCUGUAAAAUGUAUAAAGAGCUAUUUUCUAUACAAAAUUAUUCUUAUACAAGAGAAACAUGUUUGUAAAAGAAAUUAUUUCCUCUGUUUAAAUGUUUAUGCAAUGAA
Pipra filicauda (Wire-tailed manakin) is the source of this 1858-nucleotide messenger RNA. RefSeq names its product multiple coagulation factor deficiency 2, ER cargo receptor complex subunit (gene MCFD2). Bases 15 to 575 code for a protein of 186 amino acids. The record is from RefSeq and is a predicted model, not a curated record. Gene Ontology annotation, molecular function: calcium ion binding. The transcript is spliced from 4 exons. NCBI's taxonomy places the organism in Eukaryota, Metazoa, Chordata, Aves, Passeriformes, Pipridae.